AUGUCUCAGGAGAACAAAGUGAAAUCUGAGGCUUUGGCUUCCAAGGCCAAGUCCAAGAAGCGAUCCCGCGAGGACGAUGGUGGCCGCCGGAAGAAGAGAAAGACUGGCUACGAGCAGGAUGAUAGCCUCUUAGACACCGAACUUGGCGUCAACACCGGAGUCGCUUUGAUGGACCCUCAGCUCAUGGCCGACCACCUCGCACAGAGAACGACCAGGUUCGGCACGGACCUGAGCUCGGUCGAAUUGGCGGAUCUCUAUAUCUCACCAAGCUCUAUACAGGACACUACCUCGUGGCAGGAGCCCAGGACUCUGGCUAAAUUGCCCGAGUUUCUGGAGAAGUUCUCAAAGGAACCCCAGACUCUGAGCAAGGCGCCCAAGCAGAAGGGCGCACCUCACACGAUCAUCGUGGCUGGGGCCGGAUUGCGAGCCGCAGACGUCGUUAGGGCUGUGAGGAAAUUUCAGUCCAAGGACAACUCGGUGGCCAAGCUGUUUGCCAAGCAUAUCAAGAUCGACGAGUCCAUCAAGUAUCUUCAGUCGCACCGUACAGGGCUUGCAGUAGGAACCCCGCAGAGGCUGAUUGACCUCGUUGAGAACGGCGCGUUAUCGUUAGACAAGCUCCAACGGCUUGUGAUCGACGCAUCGCACAUUGACCAGAAGAAGAGAGGCAUUCUCGACAUGAAGGAGAUCACGAUGCCGCUGGCCCGCUGGCUAGCGAGGCCCGAGAUCAAGGAGAGAUACGCAGCUGAGGACAAGCCCCUACACCUGUUGUUCUAUUAG
Molecule: messenger RNA, 777 nt
Organism: Neoarthrinium moseri
Lineage: Eukaryota; Fungi; Ascomycota; Sordariomycetes; Amphisphaeriales; Apiosporaceae
Exons: 4
Coding region: 1-777 (258 amino acids)
Cellular component (GO): 90S preribosome; nucleus
Source: RefSeq, a predicted model, not a curated record